This is a messenger RNA of Colletotrichum lupini, 3522 nucleotides long. RefSeq lists its product as uncharacterized. NCBI's taxonomy places the organism in Eukaryota, Fungi, Ascomycota, Sordariomycetes, Glomerellales, Glomerellaceae. Gene Ontology annotation, molecular function: oxidoreductase activity, acting on paired donors, with incorporation or reduction of molecular oxygen; heme binding; iron ion binding. The transcript is spliced from 17 exons. The record is from RefSeq and is a predicted model, not a curated record. Bases 1 to 3522 code for a protein of 1173 amino acids.
AUGUUCAUUGACAGCUCAUUAUUUCCUGAAAUACCCAAGCCCCUUCUCAUUGGACCCUUGGGGGCAGCCGCCACUCCGAGAAAACAUCACACCAGCUGCAAGUCAAUGAAUACAACAGCUAUCAUGCGCCGAAAGGCUAGGGGAAUGCUGAUCCUGUGCGGACACCCGGAAGUGAAUAUUUUCCCGGUUCUCCGAGAAAGUUGUUCCGAAGUUUGGUCGAAAUGGGACAUUGGCGAUCCGACGGCCGGCUCAUGCAUUUCUUUGCCAAUGCCCUUACAAUGCGAUGAUAUUCGGGGUUGGAAGACUGAAAUUAUGGCCGAUACUCGGUUGUUGAUGGGAGGGCCACUCCAGGGAACACAGAAUUCAGUAAAGAUGACAGUUGAUACGAACAAAAUUCUGGCCAAUUGGUCGACCUUCUCGGCCACGGUGUUGGAGAGUUUGGCUCAAAUUAGUCCAGCACAAAUGCUUAUUGCAACAUUGGUUCUCAUUCCCGUCUACUUCGUCGUCGGGCUCUUGUACAAUGCGUACUUUCAUCCUCUAGUCAAAUUCCCUGGUCCGCUCUAUGCCCGCUGUUCGGACAUUCCAUACAUGGCAGUGCAUACAAAGGGGGAAAUGCUUCCAUGGCUCAGCUCUCUUCACGCCAAGUACGGUGAUGUUGUACGAAUUGGGGCCUCCAGACUUAGCAUCAUCAACGGCCAGGCUUGGAAGGACAUCUACGCCCACAAGACGGGAGGCAAGAAAAACUUCCCCAAAGAUCCGCGUGUGUACGGAACCGACCCCAACGGCCACCGCAAUCUGAUCACGACAUUGCCAGACUCCGACCACAGCCGCCUCCGAAGAGUCUUCUCGCCAGCGUUUUCGGAAAGAAGCCUCAAGGCUCAGGCACCACUGAUUUUGUCGUACGUAGAUCAGCUCAUGGGAAACAUCCGCCGUGGCAUCCAGACAGACUCAGACGCCAAGUUCGACAUGCUGGCGUUUGGAGAAUCGCUUGGCCUUCUCGCCGACUCAGAAUACUCAGAAUGGGUCGCCAACAUUUUCGACAAUCUCAAGAACGGCGCCUUCGCCCAAGUUGGUCGGGAGUGGUCAUGGCUGGGCAACAUUGUGAAGUUGAUCACACCACCGAGACUCAAGCAGGCUGCCGACAUGCACUUCAGGCAUUCCAUUGAACGAGUCGAUCGCAGGCUUGAAAGGGACACCGAUAAGGCCGAUAUCUGGAAAUUGGUCCUCAGCCAGCCCGAGGGAAAACAGAUUGACAAGUUUGACAUGUAUAACAACGCGUCUGUCUUCAUGGUCGCUGGAUCCGAGACCACGGCAACCAUUCUCAGUGGCGUCACAUACUUGCUCCUCCGGAACCCCGACAAGCUGGCUCGUCUUGUGAGCGAAAUACGCGGAGUAGACUCUGAAGAAGAUUUGGACAUUCAGAGACUUUCUGCGUUGCCAUACAUGACGGCCGUUCUCAAUGAGGCACUGCGUUGGUACCCCCCAGUUCCUGUUGGAGUCUGGAGGGAAGUCCCCGAGGGUGGUAGCGCUACUCGCGUCUCCGUCCCGCAGUUCCCUGCGAACCAUUCGCCGCGCAACUUCAAGGAUCCUGAAGCAUUCAUCCCUGAGCGGUGGAUUCCCGGGCCAGAGUAUGAGCCAAACACGAAAGAGGUUGUCCAGCCAUUCUCUAUCGGCCCUCGGAACUGCAUUGGAAUCAAUCUUGCUUGGCACGAAAUGAGACUCAUCCUGGCCAAAACGCUUUGGAACUUUGACCUCAGCCUUUGCCAAGAGAGUGAGAAUUGGUCGGAUCAAAAGUCUUACAUUCUAUGGGAAAAACACCCGCUCAUGGUGACCAUCAAUUGGAGUUGCCAGCCAUACGACGUGAUGCUAGUACAUGUUGGAAACGGAUCAUGGGGGCGGAGCAACUCGACUACGUCAUUCUCUUCCUCUUCAGGACACCAAUCCAACAUCAACUGGAACCGUCGUGCGCCGACCAUCGGCAUUCUUAUGGCUAUUCAAGAUAAACCACAAGCAUCAACGGCGCCGGCUACGAUCAAAGUCGGCGACCGAGCUGGCUGGUUGGAAGCGUUGAGGUCUCAACGGCCCGUCCUCGUACACCUCAAUGCCGAUACCACAUGGCUCAUUCAACUGCCUUAUCCUCCAUCGUCGGUCCCGCCUGCUGGUCGAAAGCAUUUUAAUGUUCUCAUCGACCCGUGGCUGCAAGGUCCGCAGUCCGACGUCGCGUCAUGGUUCUCCACACAGUGGCAUGUCGUCGAACCUAGCCUGAAAACUAUGGACCAACUCAAUUCAAUUCUUGCAGGCUUUGAAGACGGCUCCGAAACCCCAAAGGUCACUGACAGAUCAUAUAUCGACGUCGUGGCUAUUUCGCAUGAGUUCACCGAUCACUGUCACCAAGCGACUCUAGAAGAACUUCCAAAAUCAACGCCAGUGUUUGCUACUGAUAAAGCUGCUGACCUCAUCCGCUCAUGGAGUCACUUUUCUUCCGUCACCACUACCCCUGGAUUCUCCUCCGAAACAAAAGAUUGGAAGUCUGAUCUUAGCAUUUCCGGCCUCCCGCCAUGGGUCGGAAUUGGGCGCGUCAUCACGGAAGGAAACGCCCUGUAUUAUCAUUCGGCCAUUAUGAUUGCCUUUGACUCGGAAACACCGGAGACAAUAUUAUACUCUCCUCACGGUAUACAAGCAACAGAUCUAGAAUGCAUUCGCAAGUCCGGCUUCUCAACACUCGCUUUACUUCAUGGCCUUCACGACGUCCGCAUCUGGAUGACGAAACAGUUAAACUUGGGAGCUCUGAAUGGUAUCCAAGCUGUGGCUGAGACUGGAGCUCGGUAUUGGGUUGCGACACACGAUGAGGCAAAGGAGGGCGGUGGGCUCAUCGCACCACUGCUUAUGCGUACGCAAUAUACUCUUAAACAGGCUGUCGAGGCUGAAGAGGCAAGGAUGAAUGGCAAAGUUCCAGAAUACGAUUUCGUUGAGCUUGGCUCAGGGGAUGGACUGGUUUUGCACGGCACAAUGCGACCACAUAUGGGAGACCAGCAUAAGUUACAUGUGACGGUGAAGUAUCUUGGUAUGCCCAUGUCUCAUGCCAGAGACAGAUGGGUUGUUGAGAGACCUCCCGCGUGUCGGCAGACGAGCAACCUCGUCCAGACUUCCCGGGUUGAAAGGAUUGGCGAAGAGGGCAUGCGGGAGUACAUUCUACGCUAUUUCGACGAUGGUGCGUGGUUGAGUUCUAAGUGGAUGGGCGACAUAAUGGAUAUGAUGCCAGCCAACGUCUUUGGGAAAUUCUUCCUCGUCACGUCCGCCGAUCAAAAAGUUGUCCCGACUAGGAAUGGUGUCACUUACAUGAACCAGGAAGCUUUCGAAAGCAAAGCGGCGCGCAUGUGGUAUGAUAAUAACUGCAUCGGACUUGGCUACGCCGAGAUUGGUGUUGAUAGCAAACUUAAGCAUUACACCAUCAGCGAUAGUGAAGCCGAAGACAUGAAGCACUGGAUCCGUGACUCCCGCGCCGCACUGAUCAAUGACUAG